Patella vulgata (common limpet) is the source of this 2937-nucleotide messenger RNA. RefSeq lists its product as uncharacterized. The record is from RefSeq and is a predicted model, not a curated record. Lineage: Eukaryota; Metazoa; Mollusca; Gastropoda; Patellidae. Bases 170 to 1165 code for a protein of 331 amino acids. The transcript is spliced from 2 exons.
ACAACCCUGCUUUACAAAAACAUUGACGGGUUUGUCGGGGCCACUAAUAACCCUUAUUUCCAGCCGGUUUAGCGUAACAUAUCUUGUAGUUUGUAUAUUAUAUCAAGAAAUAUAUAUCCUGUUUCACCAAUCUAGACCAACAGAUUGAUGAUUAUUAAGAUACAGCAAUAUGUUCGGAAGAGAAGACUUAAAAGAUGCUUUCCGAGUAGCAGCAGUUGAAACUAUCAUUUGGAAUAUGGCAGACAGGGUGGUUCAAGUUAAAGGUCCGUCAAGAACUGGUAGUGGUAUCGUUUUUAAAGCUAAUGGCGAAUUCUACGUUCAGACGUCUAAACAUGUAGUAAUUAAAACUUGCAGGAAGCAUGCCCAAGGUCUUGUUCCAGAGGGUACACAAUGUCACGGAUGUGAACAUAGAGCUCGAGUUUGCAACAAUGUUGAAGUUAUGUAUGAAGACCGAAAUGGCAGUCGACAUACAACUCAUAAAAAAGAAACAAAAAUGGUUGGGAAUUGCAAUUCUCACGAAAAAGCCAUUUUUGCUAUAGAUGAAGUACCCAAAUUCAUCAAGGAUAUGGAUAUAAAAGAUUCCGAGUGGCUAGUGGCUGAUAUCAGAAUAAAGGGAAAGGGGAGAUAUAUUAAAGGUCUGUUAGAAUACUAUAGUCCAAAUUAUAUCAUUCAUUCUUCAAAAACAAUUGAACCUAGAUCAGAAUGUUCCAUUAUCUUCAAAAAUUAUGCUGUAAAGCGAUGUACCCAAAUUACAAAAUGUUCUGAUAAUUGUAGUCAUGUUUAUUUUGAUCAGAACUUGGUACCGCCUGAAGCUAAAAACCAUUUCCACAAAGAUCUGCCAUGGAAAACAAGUGAUGACCAACAGGUGGUUGUGAUUUCUUUUUGCAACGAAAAGAAAAUAACUGUUGGAGAACCGACAAUUGAUCCGGAGAUCCAGGAUUGUCUAAUUCCAUGUGAACAAAUAAAUGCACCUACUGGUUGUCCACCCCUGAAGGAUGUGAUAUUAUUGAAACAUGAUGCACAUGUACAGCCGGGAGAUAGUGGGGCGUGCGUGCUGGUAUUCGGAAAAGAUGCUGAAUCCUCUAUUGGAUACAAGUCAUACAUGUGCAUGCACAUUGCUGGUAACGAUCAACAUGGAAUCUCAUCUAUUGGUCUAAUUAAUUAAACAAUAAUAACUUACCAACUGUUCAUGUGAUUCAUGGAUUUAUACACCCGCAUGUUAUGCUUACAAUUAGAAUAAUCAACAUUUAAAAACAUGGCUUCCUAUUUUUAGUAUGUAUUUCACUUGACUGAUCACCAUAUCACGUGUUCCUCCAACAUAAUCACGGUCGGGUUGUAAUUGCACAGGCAGACGACGGAGAGCGAAAUGGGGUUUAACGUUCACUCGACACAAACACAAUCUAGGUCAUUCCGGGAGUAACAUAUGGUUUAAUUUUCCGCCAUUGACUCACUUGCGCGUUACGGGUUGCAGUGGCGUAGGUAAAACUCCUAAGGAUGGCAUUAAUAUCAGUGUCAUGAUUACUUAAAUUCGUUGUUUACGUAUUUAACGAUUCAUUAACGACAAAGGUAUUAACAAAUGUUCUGCUAUAUAUCUGUAAACCCUAAGUCAUACAUGCCAACCUGAGGAGAUUGAAAAUCAGAAUGCCUUGUAUUGAGGGUAGAGCAAGGACCGCAGGUCCCAGUUCGAUCGGUGCAAAGCACCGUGAGUGCUGGAGGCACCGCAGGCGCCAGAGGCUUGAAGGGCGUGGGGUUUCUGGCCCGUUUAAGGGCCCCAAGAAAAUUUUGAGAAAUUAGCACCUUUUUAAAGCAGUACCUUGUAUUAUUGGAUAAAAACAGCUGGUGAUUUAGGUCCAUGCAUCUGAGUUUUUUUUACCUAUUUAUAUACGAAAGACUAAACAAAAUGCGAAUUCGUCGCCUCUACGCGAGGACGCAAUGGUUUCUGGAAAUUCUUUGCCGUAAGUUUCCCGGUAUUUUUGUCUGACAUUUGUUUUGGAAGCCAUUUUGUUUGUCUUGACCGACACGAAAGUAGAAGUCGUAAAUUAUUUAUACUGGGUUUUAUUUAUAAUUGUAAUUUGUUUUUUUUUUUCACACAUUGAAAACAUUUUUUAUCAAGUCAGAAGGAAAUAUGGCUAAGGAAGAAGGAACAACGUAACUGACAACUAACGGUAAACCCGCCGUGUAAUGUCCGAGAGUGUGUAUGCGAGAAUGGCUCCGCGUAGCAAAUAAUAUCCGCGAAGUAUGCAAAUUAGGCGCGGCCUAUGACGACAUUUUGAUCUCGAUUAGUCCAGACAUAUUAGCUUAUUCCAUUUUAUAUUAAUAAUAAUCGAGAAAACUGGAGACAUGUUUUCGGCUAUUUCCGUCGUUUUACCGCGAAUUAUGCAAAUUAGACACGGCAAAUGACGGAAAUAACCACAUGACAUUUUGAUCUUGAUUAAUCCAGACAUAAUAGCUUAUUCCAUUUUAUAUUAAUGAUAAUAAGGAAAACAUGACACAUGUUCUCGACUAUUUUCGUUGUUUUACCGACUCAUACUACGACAAACAGUAUCGCCAUCAGAUUCACAACAAACAGCGAGAAUGCCGAGACAGUCGUCAAUGUAAAAAUAAAACGAGAGGGAUUUUAUCAAUCAAAAAGGUCAGGCAUGAAAUAUAAUAAAUUUCUUCCAAUAAAUUUUAAAAAACGGAAUUAUAAAGAGUAAAAUCGGAAUUCAGAAUUAGACUCAGAAAAUCGGAAUGAUUCCGACAAAAUCGGAAUAGUUGGCAUGUAUGCUAAGUUAUUCAUUUCGGUUAAAAUGAAUCUGUUGCGUAAAUAAUAUUUUGUCAAUACUUCUUAUACAUUAUCUUGAAAUUAGAAAAUAAUGUUCAAGGAUCAUUAUUGGUUUAAUAAACACAUAAUCUAUAUUUUCAAGCAUUUAAAAAAAAUGACUGGUAUAUAGUUCG